AAAAAUGCAAUGCAAAAGUGACAAUUAAUUACAUCCAUAACUACUGUAAAGCCUUGUGAAACUAACCGUCUGUGUAAAUGGAUUAUUUAAAUGAACCAGAUAUUCGACUGGUCUGUUUUCUCUUGCUGUGUAAUUCGCAAGUCAAGCGUUUGAUUUUCCAUGUUGUCAUCGCUGUAGAUGAACCGCUGGCUGAUGGAGGGACCCUGGAGAUACUAAACUACACUGUCAGAUGCGGGCGGCGGUGAGGAACUCGACGGUUUUGUGGCCUCGGGCGCGUCUGGUGCUGGAGACUCUGAUGGUGCUGAUGAGUCUGGGCGCAGUGACAGGAAACAUUCUGGUUAUUGUGAUUGUUGCAGCCACCAAAACCUUCCAUACUGUGACCUCCGUCCUUAUCAUCAAUCUGGCCAUUAGUGAUUUCUUAGUGGGAAUAGGAGUAAUGCCAUUUGUGGCCAUUUCCAUUAUGAACAACGGAUGGGUCAACUGCAAUGAUCUGUGCCUGUAUGUCGGCUACACAUCUUCAGUCUACUGCACAGCAUCAGUCUUAACACUUGCUGCUAUCGCCCUGGACCGUUAUUUCUCCAUUGUGGACUGUCUGCGGUAUGAUUCCCGCUGCACAAUAUGGAGAACAGGCUUGGCAGUGCUAUGGAUCUGGCUGCAAGCUAUGGUGACCAGCUGUCCUCCUCUCUUGGGCUGGAGCAACAUUAGUUUCAUGGCUCCCAUGUACAGCUGUGCAGUGAACUGGGCCAACAGCCUGAGCUACACCGUCAUAAUGGCCUCAUUAACAUUUCUUCUACCAGCUAUAGUCAUCCUAUUCUGCUAUGUGAAGAUUGUCCGUGUGGCACGGUACCACGCUAGGAGGAUUCACAGUCUGGAAGAACAUCUCCAACGUAACAGGACCCCAUCUGUCUUGAAUCUCCAACACUCAUUCAUGGACUCCUUCACGCCAUCCAAGCUGGUGUACCAUGUGAGUGGGAAGUUCGUGAUGGAUCAAUUGGAUGUUCCUGGUGAAAUUUCUCCAGAUGCUCCAUCUGAGAUGUCUUCCAAAUCGGCUGGUGGACGUCUGCACUCAUUCUUGGCUCAAAUCCAUAGCAGUAGCCCGCAGAAUCCCAACCAAACUCAGCAUCAUGGAGUCUUGAGGUUGUUCUUGGUCAUCGGCGCUUUCUUCUUGUGCUGGACGCCCUAUAUUAGUGUAGCUCUGGUGCAGGCCACUGAAACUGCCCUGUCCCGUCCCAGCAGCCUCGUUCCCCCGUCAGCAGUCACUUUGUCCUAUUGGCUGGUGCUGUUCAAUUCUGAUAUCAACCCGUUGUUGUAUGCGCUCCUCAGCAAGCGUUUCCAAGUUGCCUUCCAGAGUUUGAGAUGGAAGAUCCAGGCCAGGUUGGGGAGCAUUGUGGGACAAGGAGGAGCUGAGAGAUCUACAGUUGGAGGUGGAGGCGAGAGUGACCCCACUAACGGAACGAUCCACAGCUCCACGGCGCACUCCAGAAAUGAUGGGGAACCGGCGUACCCUUCUGUCUUCACUCUCAGCUCUGAGUUACCCAACAGCUUCAAGGAGCAGCUGAAUAAUGUUCUUCCUGUGGCCACUUCUUCUCGUCCUGUUUGUCAUAAAUGUGGCGGACAAGGUUCUAGGACGGUAAACCACCUGCAGGUUCCCUCCAAACAGCAUGAGCGGAACAGACUUCCUUACUCUGCUGCUACUAAAAAGAAACAAGCCACGUUCUUUUAUGGACAGAUCACAGUAAGAGUAGAACAUGAUAUUUGCUGAGUUUAUCACAGCUCUGCAUUGGUAUAUAUACACGGACACAGGGAUAGUGUGAGUUUAUUUUAAAUCGUAAUAGUAUUUUACAAUAUUGCUGUUUUUACUGCAUUUUUAACCAAAUAAAUGCAGCCUUGGUAUAAGAUACAUAUUUUAAAAAAGCAUUUAAAAAUCUUAAUUAUUUCAAAUGUUUGACCAGUAAUGUAUAUAUAAUAUGUAUUUUAUAUGAAAUAAAUGCUUUUAAAACUUCUGUUUAUAUUGAUCUUAUAUAUGUAUAGUCUAUAUACUGUUAUAUGGGUCACUUUAUGUACAUUUGAAGUAAAUAUGUUCAGAAAUAAUUAUUUUUGCUUCUCUCAGAGGGUUUUAAAGCAGAAGAAGUGAAGGUCAUAUUUAUUGUUAAAGCACUUACAUGAAUUAUUCAGUAGAACCUGUUUUUAUUUGAGCUUUUGAACUUGAGGUUAUGCUUUGCUGACAUGAUUUCUGUUGAUUG
Onychostoma macrolepis is the source of this 2243-nucleotide messenger RNA. RefSeq names its product 5-hydroxytryptamine receptor 1D. The record is from RefSeq and is a predicted model, not a curated record. Gene Ontology annotation, molecular function: G protein-coupled receptor activity. Gene Ontology annotation, cellular component: membrane. Bases 230 to 1762 code for a protein of 510 amino acids. The transcript has 4 exons. Lineage: Eukaryota; Metazoa; Chordata; Actinopteri; Cypriniformes; Cyprinidae. Gene Ontology annotation, biological process: G protein-coupled receptor signaling pathway.